GUGAAUGUCAAUCAUCGUUCCUAUAGAACGCUUAACAGAUCAUCUUCUUUUACUUCUUCCAAAAUGUUUUCAGUUGUCCACCCUCUCCACUCCACAACAAUGUCUCAAUCUGCCUUCUUCAAAUUCAGUUAACAACAACUUCUUCAUCACAUUCCUCUCAUCUUCCCUACGAUCUCGAUCGCACCGCCGCUUCUCCGCACAACAGCGCUGUCCGCAGAAGCCGCGCCAGAUCCACCUCUCGGUUUCCUCGGCGCCGCCGAUGUCAUCGUCGUUGGUGCUGGCGUCGCCGGUUCCGCUCUCGCCUACACCCUCGCCAAGUGUACGAAUGGAGCAGGGCACUGUGACAUCUCUUCUUGAACAGGAUAACAAAAAUGUUGUAGGGGUCCAGUACAGAACUAAAGAUGGUCAACAACUUAAAGCAUAUGCUCCCCUCACAGUUAUUUGUGAUGGCUGUUUCUCAAAUCUGCGUCGGUCUCUUUGCCACCCCAAGGUUGAAGUACCCUCCUCUUUCGUGGGUUUAGUUCUGGAGAAUUGUCAACUCCCAUUCGAAAAUUAUGGGCAUGUUAUUCUAGCUGAUCCUUCCCCUAUCUUAUUUUAUCGUAUCAGCAGCACUGAGGUGCGCUGCUUAGUUGAUAUACCAGGUCCAAAAGUCCCUCUUGUUCGGAGUGGAAUAGCCAAUUACCUGAAGGCUACAGUUGCUUCCCAGAUUCCGCUUGAGCUUAAGGAUGCUUUCCUAUCUGCAAUCGAUAGAGGAAAUAUUAGAAUCAUGCCUAAUAGUAGCAUGCCAGCUGAACCAUAUCAUACUCCGGGAGCUCUGUUAAUUGGUGAUGCUUUCAACAUGCGUCAUCCUUUGACUGGUGGAGGAAUGACAGUGGCACUGUCUGAUAUAGUUUUGCUGCGGGAUCUUAUCAAGCCAGUUGGUGACUUGAAUGAUGCAUCCUCACUAUGCAGAUAUCUCGAAUCCUUUUACAUCUUGCGCAAGCCUAUGGCAUCCACCAUAAAUACUUUGGCAGGUGCUCUGUACAAGGUCUUUUCAGUUUCACCAGAUGAUGCCAGAAAAGAACUGCGCCAAGCAUGUUUUGACUACGUGAGCCUUGGAAAAAUAUUUUCUGGUGGACCCAUCGCACUACUCUCUGGCCUAAACCCUUACCCGUUGAGUUUAGUUCUUCACUUUUUUGCUGUCGCAUUCUAUGGGGUUGGCCGUCUGCUCUUACCAUUCCCUUCAUUUGAACGCAUGUGGGUUGGAGCUCGAAUUGUUUUGUGUGCGUUUGGCAUAAUAUUUCCAAUCAUCAAGGCUGAAGGAAUAAGACAAAUGUUUCUCCCCACAUCCAUACCAGCUUUUUAUAGAGCUCCUCCUCUCAGGUGAUGCUUUGAGAAUUAAUACUCACACUGCUCUCUCUACUAAGCAUUUUUAACUUCAAAUUAAGGGGAAUUUUAAUGGACGCAAAGACAUUUGUUAUGCCACUUGGAUGAGAUUGUCGAUGAGGAGUUUCCAUUGGUUGUAGCAUUUAAUUGAUCAAUCUCCUUGGCUGUCAUUGUACCAAAAGAAACAGGCAUUUUCCUUGAACCUGAAAAUUGUGAGCAUGUCCCAUAAAUUGUAUUUAUUUUCCGUGAACCAAAGAAAGAUACAUACAUUCCGGUUCUUAACUCCGAAAUAGACAGGAUCAUUACGGACUUGCAAACAAAAGGUAACAAUACUAUAUGUUGAAGAAUAUUGUGUGGAAAGAAAAUUAUAUACUUCUGGUAAAUUGAUAUA
This is a messenger RNA of Vigna umbellata (rice bean), 1756 nucleotides long. Lineage: Eukaryota; Viridiplantae; Streptophyta; Magnoliopsida; Fabales; Fabaceae. The record is from RefSeq and is a predicted model, not a curated record.